Porites lobata is the source of this 3824-nucleotide messenger RNA. The record is from the annotation of a GenBank genome assembly. Lineage: Eukaryota; Metazoa; Cnidaria; Anthozoa; Scleractinia; Poritidae.
GACAAGAUUCAAGAUGGCGGUCGUUUCAGCCCUGCUUCGCUACUGCAUGAGGCAUCCAGCUCGUGUAUUGUGUAUCAGUUUGUUAGUGCUACUUGUAAUCGCCAGCCGGUUUCUUUAUUCUUCGGUUCCGGAACAGCAGCAUCUUCACGAGCUAAAUAUUAUGGCUGGCAGCUUAUCACAUGUGGGUAACAGAAAACUUGUAAAAGCGAAGGGAUACCAACCUAUUUUGCCUGUAAAACAUCUAGGUGUUGAAUUAGAAAAUAGUGAGUUUAAACAGGCGAAAGGGAAAGAACGCGAUGAGAAAGAACAUGGGAAAAAGUUCGCAAAGUCGGGUGAAAUAAAGACGAAUUUCGAGGCCAAGGCAUCAGAUGCAACAGAAGAUAGUUAUCACGAACAAAAGAUUGAAAAUGACUUAACUCAUCAGAAAAUUCCGGACAGUGAAAGGAUUCGUGAACUUGCAGGAAAAUUACCACCGUUUGAGGAAGCUGAAAAAGAAGAUGAAGGUGAAAAUGAGUCAACCCAUCGGAAAAUUGCAGACACUGAAAGAUUGCAUGGAAAUGCAGGAAAGUUAUCCCCAUUUGAGGUAGCCGAGAGCAAUGUAGAGAGCGAAAAUGACUUAAAUGCUCAGAAAAUUCCAGAUAAUAAGAAGAAUCAUGAAAAUACAGAGAAUGCAUUGUUCCCUAAAGUAGCUAAAAAGGAUGAAGGGUUCCCACAAACAAAGAUAUCACAAGAAAAGGGAAAGCAAAUGCACAAAGCACGACAUGAUAAAGUGACCGUAAGGAAAGAUCGAAAGAAGAGCCAAAAGCAUGACCCUUCUCGACAGAAGAACAACAUCUUAAUGGUGCUUGCCAAAGUUGGCCAGGCAAGUCCCCUUGCUCAACGGUUCAAGCGUUGUAUCAAGUCAAUAUGUACACAUUCAACAAUACACCUGACUUUUCAUAUUUUAACUGACAAUCUGGGGAAACUGACAAGUGACAAUACCUUUAAUGAAGCUGCCAAGGUGUGUAGGAAUGGAUUGAACGUGACAUACUAUGAUGUUGGGGAGGUGGUAAAAAAGGUCCAGCCAGUUAUUAAAGAUCUCAAGGUAAAACUUGGUUUCCAUACCAGCUAACCCUUUAAGCCCCAAUAUCCACAUACAAAUUCUCCAAAGUGAUCUCCAUACACUUCCGUAAAGAAUUAGUUGAGAGAAUUUGACAUAAGAUCAAAGCAUUUUUCCUGAGGUGAUCAUUUUGUUAAAUCUCGUAACCUUUUCUUUUGAUAAUGUACUGAUAUUGUGUGGAGAAAAUUUAUGUUGAUCACUCUUGGGAGGGUGCUUGAAAUGAAAAUUUAAGCCUGACAGGUUCUUAAAUGUUAGGUUCUUAUAAGUGGGGUUUUACUGUAAUGUGUGCAAAGCCUAUGUUACAGGUCAAAAUUAAAUUCAGGUUAAAAGUUCUUAACCUAGGUUGAUACUCAGUUUCCUUUGUCUCCUAGACCUGAUUAUAAUUCAAGAAUUAGGGCUAGGAGACAAAAACGGAAAUUGAGAAUCAACCUAGCUUAAAAAUUUUUAGCCUGAAUUUUGUUCUGGGCCCUCAACAGUCUAGAUGAAUACUAUUACCAGAAAUGAGUUUCGAAUUUCCCUUUAACAUUACUGGCAAAUCAACAACGGCUUUGUUAACAGGCCAUUCAUUCAUGGCAUGUCCUCGAAUCCUGGUGCACAGGUGGGGGCCCACAAUAAGAAUUUUUGUGUGUUUCACAGAUGGACUACCCUGUGAACAGAGGCUACAUUUUCACUGUGUGAGCUGGCCUGCGAAAAGUAGCCUCUGCCAACAACCGUUCAAGUCCGUUCAGAAAUCUGGACGAAUAAAUUAAAAAAACGGUUUUUUCCCUGUUCUUGACCAGUUUAGAACAUUGCGCGAGUCUUGCGUAGCAGAUCAGAGGUGUCGCAAUUUUUUAUUCCUGUGAAACUCGCGCCAUUUGAUGACAGACGUGACGAUUACUUUUGCUUGUGAAUCGCGUGAUGAAUUUUGCAUGUGCAGGAUAGAAAAUUGAACGCUUUUCGGCAGAGGCUACUUUUGGCACGACAGCUCACAGCGAAAAAUAGCUCCUGCUCGUAGGGUACAGAUGGACUUAACCAGAAGUUUAGUUCCAUCUGUGGUGCAGGCUGCUCUAACAGUUUCCCUUGUUUCAUACAGGGUCUGGCUUGGCUUACCUGAUUUCAUACAAGGCUUGUAAAAAUGCAUUUAACCAAUUCAAGGUUGAUUUCUCUAAUGCCACAAUCAUCACUUUGUGUUUUUCCUUUAUCUUUCAGCCCAUCUUUACCAAUGGUGAUCCCAAUUCUUACUACAGUGAUUCUCUGUUCUUUGUAUCAACUGCAAUUCAUCAUGUUUUGCCUAAAAAUAUGAUGCGCAUCAUAUCACUAGAUUCAGACCUGCUUUUCCAAGCAGACAUCAAGCAUUUGUUUUCUGAGUUUGAUACCUUCAAGUCCAGCAUGGUCCUUGGUCUUGCAAGAGAACAACAACCUGUCUAUAGACAUGUUUUGCACAUGUUUCGAAACCGAAAUCCUGGCACAAUUGUCGGCGGACCACCCCCUAAUGGCCUUACAGGAUUUAACAGUGGGGUAGUCUUAGUCAAUCUACACAACCUGCGCAAAUCAAAACUGUACAACAGUCUCUUAAAUGGCAGUGUAGUGAAAGAACUUGCCAAUAGGUACUCUUUUCAGGGGCACCUUGGCGAUCAAGACUUUUAUUCCUUAAUCAGCUUGGAAUACCCUGAACUCUUCCACAUCCUUCCAUGUUCGUGGAAUCGCCAACUGUGCACUUACUGGAAGGAUCAUGGAUAUACUGAAGUCUUUGAUUCAUACUUUAACUGUUCUGGACCCAUUCAUGUGUAUCAUGGCAACUGUGGGACUAAAAUGCCUAAUGAAUGAUACAGGAGUUUACAGUGAGGUAAAGUUCAAUGGUGUCCUGUGGCACAGAUUGAAUGAGCUAGGAGGUAGUUUAACGUCAGCACAGGCAUACCAGUAGACUGCAGGCAGCUCAUUGUCUAGUGAGCAAACAAUCACGGUAAGGCUAGCAGAAACAAAUGAGCAGGGAACAUCUGAGAAGGAGACAAUUCCUUGGUUCACUUGCUUGUAACAAGACCACUCACUAACAAUUCCAAGGAAUUUUAUCAAUGUAGCACAUGUGCUUUAAGCUCCAUUUGCUGAAGAAUGGAGAGGACACUUCCUGUUUUCCUUAUUGUAGUUUUCUAGAUCUGCUUAACAGAUGCCUCAAGCACUGAUCACAGCUUUCGUAGACAAUACAACUAUUCCACAUUACCUGAUCAUGACCUUGGGUGGACAGUUCCAUGGGGGAGAGUGGUGCGAAAUGAAGAGCAAAUGGGAAAAAUCCGCACCCCCUCGUUGUUUCCGUGUUCAAUUUUUCUUUGAGCCUUCCCCACUACCUGAACGGCUGAAACAGGCUAAAAACUAGCUAAUGUCUUAUCAAGGAGGGGAGAAGCAAUAACCCAAAGCCAUAUGCAUCAUCAACAGACAGCUCAUCCCAAUGAUUCAUAUGCUAAUAUAAAUUUUACUCUCAAUUUUCAUAGAACCAAUAUAACUUAGGCGCUGAUACCCUUAACUUAUUCUCAUGCAUCUCUUUUGUUGUUCAUACGACCUUUUCAGCAGGUGUAAUCCAAAAAUUAGGGAAUAUGAUGAGGGAGAUUAGAGCUGACCCCAGGAGUUUACAGUUUACAUGAACUAUUUGAGAUGACCCCCCCUCCCCCCACACACACACACACACAACCUAUCGGACUGAAUCCCCCACCCUAUUUUUAUCAAAUGAAUGAUCAAGUUGUUGAUGUGGCAC